AGUCCCGCUGCAGUGAGCAGGAACGUUCUUUUCCGGGCGGUAGAGGAAGAGGACGGCCGUUUCUGCUUUGGGCGCCCGGGUGUGGAGCGACCAACGGGUGGGGGGCUUUGGGGUCCUCGGGCCAGGGCUCUUUGGGCGGCUGUGCACACGGAGUCGGCGCAGUUGUCGGGUGAGGCGCAACGGGCCGGGCUCCGGGGCUUCGCGGGCCGGGCUCCGGGGCUUCGCGGGCCGGGCUCCGGGGCUUCGCGGGCCGAGCGUGGCUCCCGGUCGCUGUCGGGAGAUGACAAGGUGUAUGCGGCCAGGAAGGGUUUUUUUAGUGUCCUGCCCUGUCUGCCUAAAUCUCUUGAGGGCUUAGAAGGUCUCGUCGGUCGGCCCACGGCAUAUAUUCGCACCAGUUGCUGGGCAGUUAGCACGUGGCUUCCAAACUCGCAGUUUCAGAAUUUGAAAGCACCAUACAGAAAACUGGAUAAGGCAAAGAGCAAGUGAUGGCUCAACCAGAAGUGAAUUCUGUUGACUGCAUGACAUCUGAUAGAGCUGGGGACAUUGGAAACCAAAGUGAUGACUCAUCUGAUAGCUUAUUUAAAACACAGUAUGUUCCUUCACCUACACAAAGGCAAAGAAAUCCUACUGCAAAAUGUGUCAUUUCAUCUGCAAGGGUUGAAACUGACUCAUCAAGUGACUCCUCUCUAGAACCAAAGCCUCUGACUUUGAAGGCUAUUUUUGAAAGGUUUAAGAAAAAGAAACGGAAAAAGAGAAAGUAUAAGCCAAAAUUAAGACCAAGAGAAAGACCCCCUGGAAUAAAAAAUGCUAGAAACCCUAGAAGGUCACAAAUAGAUGUCAAACAAAUUAAAGACAAAGGAGCUGUGUUUCCAUUCUUAGAAUCUGAAAAUGAAAGAAAACCUUUACCUUGGAAGAAACUUUUAACAUACGAGCAAGCUGUUGCAAGAGGAUUUUUUCACCACAUUGAAAAACUGAAGUAUGAGCACCACCUUAAGGAAUGCUUGGAGCAAAUGCAUGCUGGGGAAGAUUUAGAAAAGGAAGACCUUGACAGCCGGAGACACAAAUACAUGGAUGAUGAUGGUCCUCUUUCUCCUAUUGAAGAGCCUUUAACAGAAGAUGAGGCAACAAAUCCCGAGUCUGGAUGUGAUAUCAAAUUGGUUGCUUGUCUUGAUUAUGAAGGCAGAAUUGAAGAUACCUGCGAAUGGAUGUUUGUUUCAGUAUAUUUUUUUUAUUUCAGGCACUGGCAUAUCUUUCAAAAAAUUAGGAAUGAAUAUUAGCAGAACUCUUCAAACAUGUUGGUAAGUGAAACUAAGUUUCUGUUUUAGUUUCAGUGUCUCAUGCCCCAGGUGUUACAUGGUAUAGUUCCCAGCAAAGGCAAUUGCUGUGUAUAGACUAGAAAAAAAACCUUUGUGCCCUCAUGUCAGUCAAAGUGCCUAGAAAUACUUGAUCAAUAGGAAUAUUGUUCUUUUAACACACCAUGUACAGUGUGCAUGUCCUACUCCUGUAAUUGUAGGAAUUAGGAGCCUGAAGGCGGAAGGAUCCAAGUUAGAGGCCAGCCUAGGAAACUAUUGGAAACUUGCCUCAGAAAAUAAAAGUUCUUGCUGGCUAGAUAGCUAGCAGAUAAAGUAAUUGGUCCUAGAACACUACAGUUCAGAACCCUAGAAGCUAGGCCAGUAUGAUAGCCAAAUCUGGGAACUCUGGGUUCAGUGAAAACCUCAGAAAAACAGCGUGCACGUAUGUCUGUGUUCCCAAAGAGAAGAGAAACAGUUAAAGUUUGUUUUGGGCACUUUUCCAGUGUGGGUGGGAAUGAAGAAUCAGAUGGGAUUCUGAAUCACCUGCAUAAAUGAACAGCCCCCUUAAUUAGUUUCUUCAUUAGGAGCACCAGGCUGUGGGUUUUAGGAAUUGGCACUGCAUGGUAUCUGCACUCAGCAGUUCUUUCCUGCUGUUGUGUUCAAAAGACAGUGCAAUAGAAAUUCACUAUCUGGCAUCGUUGGUUUCUUGGCUUUGUGCAUGUUAAACCUGGUAUUUCUAAUGAUACAGUUAUUAUUUUAUACGGGGUAUAUUUAUUGUGGCUAUGGGUGUCCUGUGGAGGUCAGAGCAUGAUUCUGGAGAAUAGCUGGUACGCUCGGUGGGCAAGCAUUGACACUUGCUGAAUGAAUCUCUCCUUUACUUCCUAGGAUGUCAACAAGUGAGAGGCCUACAUUAAAAUGGUAAGGCAUUGUUUGCUUCUAGCUGGUUUUACUUGAUGAAUAAUGUGUGAGACUUGCAACUUACUGAGCCUCAUUCUACAUAAGAAUGGGCACUGUCAUUCAGUGUCCAGAACUGGUUAAUGUGGCUAAAUUGAGGCACAGGUCAUGCUUCCAUCACAGUAGAUGUAUUACAGUGGUGACAAUGAGACCUGUAACAUUUUGCCUCUUGUGUGAAGACAUAAUGAUUCAUUUCACAAUACUUAAUCUAUGAUCAUCAAACUUUUAGGUUCCUAAAGUAAAUCAUUUGAAGGAGUCACCAGUAAUCUUCUGGUAAGAUGUUAACUUUAUGUACACCAUUAUAGUUAGAUGACAAGGUACUGGAAUUUGCUGUCAGAGACAUGUUGUGAUGAUGGGCAAAAAUGUUCAACUGCUCUGAAUGGGCUGAGUGAAAUUAGCCUUUCUGAACAUCCACUUUUGGUGGGUCUCUCCAGAUACCAUCUAUGUAGAUAAGGAUAUAGACUCAAAGGAUUGAUUUAUUUGAUCUUGGGAGGUCUAUUCCUUUAAUUAUGAGGAUCUUGGAAGUUGUGCAGUUAUCUUUACCUACUCGGGGGUUACAAGUGUGAGCAAGACAGUCUGGCUUGGUAGCCUGCUACGAACUAACGGUUCUGCCUUAUCCAGGGCAGUUUUAACACAACCAUUUUUGGGCAGUGGAUUUUAGAAAAACUUCAACAUUGGUAAUGCUUACAACCAUGUGAAUUUAAAACAUUUUCCCACAGGUAGAAAACUGAAUUUUUCAUGAAAAGA
Molecule: messenger RNA, 2993 nt
Organism: Onychomys torridus (southern grasshopper mouse)
Lineage: Eukaryota; Metazoa; Chordata; Mammalia; Rodentia; Cricetidae
Gene: Taf1d
Product: TATA-box binding protein associated factor, RNA polymerase I subunit D
Exons: 8
Coding region: 486-1277 (263 amino acids)
Biological process (GO): regulation of DNA-templated transcription
Cellular component (GO): RNA polymerase transcription factor SL1 complex; nucleoplasm; nucleus
Source: RefSeq, a predicted model, not a curated record